This is a messenger RNA of Oikopleura dioica, 3054 nucleotides long. NCBI's taxonomy places the organism in Eukaryota, Metazoa, Chordata, Appendicularia, Copelata, Oikopleuridae. The record is from the annotation of a GenBank genome assembly.
AUGCGGGGAUGGGUGUGGAUUCUACUUCUCGGGUCAGUUGAGCUCGCAAGGGCGGAAGAAGAGGUGAAAUCGAGAAAGAGCAGAAUUGACGAAGUAAAUGACGAUUAUGAUGGAAAAGCUGAAAACGCAGAAUUAACGAUUCAAGAACAACACCGUCUUCUACACGAAGAAGCUGUCCGAAAAGCCCACGAAGCCGCACUAAAAGCUGCCGGACAAGACCCUCACGCAGGGAAUACGCAAUCGAAUACCGUUACAACUAGCGAAACAGUUCAAUCCGUACAUACAGAAGUCGUUGACAACGCUUCUGGCGAAACGAUAAAGGAGAAACUUGAAGUUACAAAAAAGGUGGUAGACAGCAAUGGAGAAGUUAGAGAAGACCAUUUUGUCGCUGAAAUGGAAGAUGAAGACCUACAGCUAGAAUCUUCUCAAGAAGAAGAGGUUGUCCAAGAGGAGCAAGAUGACCCAAAAGUUGCGGAGGAACCUGCCGAGAAAGAAGUUCAAACGACGAUUCAGAAAAACGAGGCUUCCUCCACCGCUGGCUCGGAAGACUCUGGUAAACAAGAAAGCCCAGAUGACGAAGAGUUCCAAAAGAGAAUGGACGACUUCUCCGAAUCCCUGGGGUCGCUCCUCACAGACGCUGUAAAUACUCAACGACGGCUGAGAAAAGAGAUGGACGACGAAGAACAAGUCAAUGUUGGAGAUAAUAUUAAACUCGAAGUUGGAGGAAGAAAACUCAAGGAAAUUGAAAUCGAUGGAGUGAAAAUCCUCACCGCUGAUACCGUCAAAGAAAAACCUGGUAAAAAGAGCGGUAAACUCUCGAAUAUCCCUCCGACAAAAGUCAUGCGAGAGCACGAAGUAGACGGUAUAAAAAUCAUGACCACAGUAGAUCUUGAAAACAAAGGCAAUCCCGAUUUACCAAUCGACGUUCAAGACGAAGAAUGGGAGCAAUACGAUCGAAACGAACAACUUCUCCUUCGUCGAAAGCGAUUUCUCGCAGAAAACCCAACUUUCAUCAACCCAACCUUCACGGGCUACAAAAACAUCGACAAUCUGGAACCAACCGUCGGUAAAACUGAAGAUGAUUGCCGCCGAAUCUGGAUUUUCAAUGAGCGGCCGUUUUUGAAAAAGUGCGUCACUGAAUUCCGUGGAGAUAUGCGCCCCUGGUGCAGUUUGGAUGAGGUAUUUCAGGGAAACUUUAUCUUCUGUGAAGAAACUGAAGAAGAACGUCUCAAGCGGGAAAAGUACGUCGAAGCGUUGACUCUCUUCACUGAAGGAACUUCGAUCAUCGGCGGCUGGGAUUCGCGACGAUCCGUGGUCAAAAGCGGAUUCGAAAAGAUCGAGAAAGCGUAUCAGCUUGGUUAUGAAAAAGCAUCGGGGCAUCUCGCUUGGGCGAAAUUGAACGGCUAUUUUCUCAAAAUGAACGUCCAGGAAGCGAAAGAACUCGCACUUGGCGGUGCCGAGCGCGGCCAAGCCCUGGAUCAAGCUGUACUUGGAUUCAUGUACGCAACUGGUGUAGGCUUCCCAGCUAAUCAAGCGAAAGCGUUUCUCUACUGGUCUUUCGCUGCUAAUUCUGGCAUCAUGUCGGCUGAUAUGGCUCUUGGUUUCCGCUACUCCAAAGGCAUCGGCGUCGCGUACAACUGUGAGGCUUCAAUGGUUCAUUACCAACGAGCAGCAGGCAAAGUGAUGAACUCGAUCUCGUAUUCUGGAGGAAACGCGAAAGCGAAAUGGAACCUCGAGCAAUUAAAUUCUGCUACUUUUGACGAAUCGGGGCUGCACGAUAUCAACUUGAUCAAUUACUACGAGCUCUUGGCUAAUCAGGGAGAAGUCGAAGCGAUGGUAAAACUUGGGGAAAUGUUUGUCGACCGAGCAUAUGAGAGAGAUUAUCAACGCGCAGCCGAUCUGUACCGAAAUGCUGCUAAAUCAUUGCCCGUCGCUGCCGCUCGCCUUGGACGACUCUAUCUCGAUGGACGAGGAGUUCCAAAAGACUACCGAACUGGGUACGAAUACCUGAAAUCCGCCGCCGACCGAAAAAGUGCAAUGGGCCAGACCUAUCUUGGAGUCAUGUUCGAAGAAGGAACCUAUCCACAUCUUGCGAUUCAAGAUAAGGAAAAUCCUGGUAUCACGGGAAUUCCAAGAAUCGAAGAAGCUAUCAAGUACUACAAACUCGCUGUUGAGCAAGGUUUUCCUGAAGCCUGCUAUCGCCUGGCGAUGAUCCAACUUGAAGGACGAGGAAUGAAGCCUGAUAUUCGCUCAGCGGUUAAAAAUCUUCAAAUUGCUGCGCAGCAUCAGAACAUCAAGGCGAUCUACCAACUCGCGGUCAUGCAGAGCUCCGGACGGGGAAUCCCGAGAAACUGUCCAGCCGCGGUAGACAUGUUCAAGAACGUCGCCGAGAGAGGCAUCUACGCCCGUCUGUUUAUGCAUGGUGGCCAACAGUUCAAAUCUGAGAACUACCAAUCAUCUUAUGUGAUUUACGCGAACCUCGCCGAGAUGGGAUUCGCGAUCGCGCAGAGCAAUGUUGCUGAACUUCUUGAGAACGGAGAAAUCACGAUCACAGGCGAGCAAAGCCCAUACCCCCGCGCUCUCGCUUCCUUCCAACGCGCGGCUAUGCAAGGAAUCGUCACUGCCCGCGUCAAAGUAGGCGACUAUUACUUUUAUGGACAAGGAACUCCUGUGGACGAAAAAUUGGCUGGAGACAAUUAUCGAGAAGCUGCAGAAUCUCACGGCAAUGGACAGGCCUUCUUCAACCUCGGCUGGAUGCACCAUCACGGUGUUGGGCUCGUGAAGGACAUGCAUUUGGCGAAGCGAUUCUACGAUCAAGCUAUUGAAGUCAAUCCAGAAGACGCAACACUGCCAGCGACACUUGCAAUCAUAGAACUUUACUUCGGCGGCUACGCAUACGACCUCUUGUCCAGCAUCGGCAAGAUCACGCUUUCUUCUGUCGGUGAAAGCACGAUGGAACUUAUUGAAAUUUACGUCGGCGAAAGCUGGGACAUUUAUCUCGGCCUCUUCCUAGCCCUAAUUCUCUUCUUCGUUAUCAACUUCAGAAGACAGUGA